AUGAUUCGCCGAAAAUCUUAUGAAGUUCCAAACUACUCGAUCAGAAAGAACUCGGAAACAAUUAUUUCCAACAGUCAAUCGCCAUCGUUUGUCGUUUACCUGAAAUCAUCAGAAAUUAUAACAUUUGAAGAUUCAAAAGUACACAGCACAGCUUUGACUAUUCGGGAUGUUCAGAAGCGCCAGAAGCCUAUUUCACCGAUAUGUCCAACAAGUUCUGCACACCCGGCACCGAAAAAAACAAAAUUGGACAGCCCAGAAAUAGAAUACUUCGAUGACUAUUCUAGUAUGGUCAGGGAUAAUGAUUCUAGGAAAAAUGCAAUCGCUGGAUCGAAUAUUGACAUUUAUGAAAUGUACGCAGCGCUUUGCGAAUCAGCCACUCCCAUUCCUGUCCCGCACACUCUUUUGGAAGAUGAAAGCGAAAAAUCUUCAGAUUCAGAAACAACGAAAAGAACGAGCAGCAUCGAAGACCGAAAGCAAGUGAUACUGAAAUUGAUUUCCCGCCGAUCCAGUAUGAAAAUUUCCAACGAAACGCUCCAUUUAAGUGUCGCUAUUCUGGAUAAAUCUCUCGAUUUGAUGGAGGUUGACAACGAAUCGAUAGGAGCGUUGGCAGCGAUCACGCUAAUUAUUGCCAGUAAAGUUGAAGACGUCGUCUGCCUAACAAUGGAAAGUGCCCUCGAAUUCAUAACGGAAAAAGUCCCAUCCGUUGAAAUAGCUGCCAAUCUCGAACGAUUCGUUCUCGUUACAUUGGAUUUCAAAGUCACUAUGCCUACUCCAUUCAAUUUCGCCAGUUACAUGCUCGUUCAUCUGUGUGCUCCAGAAUCGACAAUGCAUUCGGUUUAUUAUUUCCUGGAACUCUCUCUUCUCUAUGUGCACAAUCGUUCAUACUCAUCAGAUGUGGUCGCAUACGCCGCCACAUGUCUUGCGUUUGCAAUGGAAACUGACCCUGGCAAGAGUGUCAUGAAAACUCUUCGCGAGACGGAGCUCAAAUUGCGUGUUUUCUCCGAUAAAAAUCACCAGAAAAAAAGAAGUGAAAGUCGAGAAGUGAUGCGGAUAAUGUCUGAUUUGUUUCUUGUGGCUGCCAGUGAGAAUCACUCCAUAUAUCGUGAAUACGCGACAUCUCGUCGGUUUUAUGUUGCCAAUCGGCGAAUUGAUCCCGAUCUACAAGAAAUGCUGCAAAUAGAUUCGGAUUGA
This is a messenger RNA of Caenorhabditis remanei, 1191 nucleotides long. RefSeq lists its product as uncharacterized. Lineage: Eukaryota; Metazoa; Nematoda; Chromadorea; Rhabditida; Rhabditidae. Bases 1 to 1191 code for a protein of 396 amino acids. The transcript has 11 exons. Gene Ontology annotation, cellular component: cytoplasm; cyclin A2-CDK2 complex; nucleus. The record is from RefSeq and is a predicted model, not a curated record. Gene Ontology annotation, molecular function: cyclin-dependent protein serine/threonine kinase regulator activity. Gene Ontology annotation, biological process: regulation of cyclin-dependent protein serine/threonine kinase activity; mitotic cell cycle phase transition.